Molecule: messenger RNA, 3867 nt
Organism: Mobula hypostoma (lesser devil ray)
Lineage: Eukaryota; Metazoa; Chordata; Chondrichthyes; Myliobatiformes; Myliobatidae
Gene: acp2
Product: acid phosphatase 2, lysosomal
Exons: 11
Coding region: 130-1545 (471 amino acids)
Biological process (GO): dephosphorylation; lysosome organization
Cellular component (GO): lysosome
Molecular function (GO): acid phosphatase activity
Source: RefSeq, a predicted model, not a curated record
UGGUCGGGGUCGGGGACGUGGCCUCGUUGCUAAGGCCAGUUUCGCUCGACAGGCGUGGCUCGGUUUGGCCCAGGGGCGCGGCCUGGUUCAUCACCCUGCCCUGCCCGGUCCGGGGCGCGGUUUCAGUUCAUGGGAGCGGCUCCGAUCACGUCGCUCCGCCCGCUGUCAAUGUUUUCUCACCUCUGCCACCUAGUUCUCACGAUAAUAGUCUGGUGGCGCUGGGGUCUCAGAUCCGGCGACAGGAUGGUGGGCGCUGAGGCCGCGGUGCUGCGUUCCCCGGCUCUCCUGUGCGUCCUGGUGCUGCUCGGGCCCGGGCUCCAGAGACCGGUGGCAGGACGGGCUCUGAGAUUCGUCAACCUGGUUUUUCGUCAUGGUGAUCGAUCUCCUAUCAUAGGAUUCCCCAAGGAUCCAAAUACAGAGAGUGAUUGGCCUCAAGGAUUUGGGCAGCUUACCCAGGUUGGAAUGAGACAGCAGUAUGCACUGGGCCAAUAUCUGCGAAAUCGUUACCAUGGCUUCCUCAACUUGUCUUAUGACCGACAUGAGAUUUACAUUCGGAGCACAGAUGUUGACCGUACUCUGAUGAGCGCUGAGUCGAAUCUUGCUGGGCUGUACCCUCCACAAGGACAUCAGGUCUUCCGUCCUGACUUGAGAUGGCAACCGAUUCCUGUGCAUACAGUGCCUGAGGGAGAGGACCAGGUGCUUGCAUUCCCACUGGACAACUGUCCUCACUACACACAGUUGAUUGCAGAGACGGAAAAACAAGAGGAAUACAAAAAGAUGAUGAGAGAAAACAAGGAGUUCCUGAACAUGCUUGUGAAUGCCACUGGGGUUCCCAGAGAGAUGAUGUCAUUAGGAACCAUUUGGUCGAUUUAUGACACCCUGUUUUGUGAGCAAAUCCACAACAAAACUGUGGCUUCCUGGGUGACCCCUUCUGUCAUGGAGCACCUCAGGUUGUUCAAGGAAUUCACCCUCCAUGUCUCAUAUGGAAUGUACAAGCAAGAGGAGAAGUCACGGCUCCAGGGGGGUAUGCUCGUGAAAAAAAUUCUCCAAAAUAUUGAACAAUCGUUGCAGACGUCAUCUCCAACACCAAAGCCCAAAGUGAUCAUUUACUCAGCGCACGACACAACAAUUGCAGCUCUUCAAAUGGCUCUGAAUGUUUACAGCCUGUCUUCCCCUUACGCUGCCUGCCACAUAGUUGAGCUGUACCUGGAGGACGAUGGGUCCUUCACUGUGGAGAUGUACUUCAAAAAUGAAAGUUCUUCUGCACCAUACCCCCUAACUCUUCCAGCCUGCACCCAAAAGUGUCCCUUGGAUAAGUUCAUCCAGAUUGCCAAAAGAGUGGUACCUGAUGACUGGAGAAAGGAAUGUGGCCAUCCCAGUAACCACUGCCAAAUAGAGCUGAUCCUGGGCCUGGCUGUGGGCUGCUGUCUUGCCCUGCUCCUCAUUAUGCUGAUUGUACUGCUCCAUUGCCGGAACAAAGAUCAAUACUUGGGCUACCAGAAAGUGGCUGAGGAAAAUGAGGGGACUGAGAGGACUUCGAUCUGAUCAGGACACAGAAUAAAGAGUGGCCGUGUGACUGGGGGAGUGGGGAGCAGUCUGACCAUAGCUGAGGCAGCUUACUUUUCCUAGAUGCUGCCUGGCCUGCUGAGUUCUUCCAGCAUUUUGUGUGUUGCUCGUAUUUCCGGCAUCUACAGAUUUUCUCCUGUUUGUGACUCCCUCUGGUUUGUCACCCUUCAGAUUUCACCUAUCACCUUCUUCUCUCCCCCCUCCCCCCACCUUUUUAAAUCCACUCAGUUUUUUUCUCCACUCCUGCCGAAGGGUUUUGGCCCGAAAUGUCGACUGUACUCUUUCCCUAGAUGCUGCCUGGCCUGCUCCUCAAGCAUUUCGUGUUUGUUACUUUAAAUUGGUUUUGUUUUGUGCAAUAAGCAGGGUUCAACUCCACUCUUUACAUUGUCUGAAGUGUAAUUUCUGCAGAAAAGGAAUACUGUUUGAAAAAAGACCUUGAGUAAAGGGGAAGGUAGACAGAAAAGCUGCACUGGAUACUUGAUUCUUUAGUAAAGCUGGGUGGGAACAGUGACCUCUGUCCCAUAACCAUUCCAGUAGACACAAGGAGGCAGCCCAUCGCUGUGGUCUCUGGCACCUCUGAGAGUUGCCAGGUCAGUCUCAUUAUGUUACACAAGCUGCAUCCCUGCAAGCCUGAGGCUGCCUGUGGAAAUCCAUUGGUGUGAAAGAUGUGCGUGGGGGUAUUGUACCAUCGGCUGCAGCUUCUCUACAUUCCAGUCAUGUACAACCAGAUCCUGGACAGCCAUGAGAUAAAGCAACCAAACAAUGCUCUAUGUUCUGUUUGAAUAAUGUUUGGGACAAAAAGUAUUGCUUUUGGUCUUUUUCACUAACCCAUCUCUACCUCUUGAGUCCUGGGAUUUGCUGCAUGGGUAUCAAUAUUUUUCUCAGUGUCAGUUUUGUGUUCUGGUGGGAAUAGUUACAUCCAGUGCAAAUGUUUACAUGUGUGCUUCUUUUGCCUUCCAUUAGGAAAUUCACCCGCUGCUUUUAUUUGGAAAUGUUGAUUUUUUAAUAUAUAGCUCUUUAAAAAAAAGCCAGCCUGUGAUGCUAAGUGAGUUUGCAUUGUCUCCGCACAGCUGGGAGGGAAAGUGUAGGGGAGAGAGAAUCGAGAUAUUCCACAACUACUUGCUUGUAGUGAUGGGAAAUGCAAGUUCUCAUGGAAGAUCCCUUUACCCUCCUCUUUUCUCCUCAGCUGAUAUUCUCUCUAAAAUUUGUUCUCUUUAGUCUGCUGGUUCAGUUCUGUGUAUAAACGUCAAGGCUAGCCAGUGUGUAUUUUGGUGGGUCAGCAUGGACAGGUUGGGCUGAAGGGCCUCCAUGCUGUAUUGCUCUAUGACUUCCAGCUGGAAGGCUAGGGAGAGAGAGUGACUGAUGACCUUCAGUGACCCUUACCCAGUGUGAAGUGGUUUAACCAGCUGCCCAGUGUAUGAAUUAAAAGACAGUUCACUACUGUUCCCUUAAUAUCAGAAUGUAAUUGCUGAAUUUGAUGAAAGUCCUCCUUCCCACACAGUUUUAUUCUGACUCCUGCCCCCUUCCUUUCCCAGUCCUGAAAUGUCAGCUGAUUAUUCCUCUCUAUCGAUGCUGAGGGGAAUAAACAGUUGAUGUUUCUCCAGUAUUUUAUGUGUUGCUCAAGAUCCGCUGGUUCUCCUUCAGAAAUAACUUGUCCUUCACUAUUAGCACUUGUAUAACUGGAGAUCAGAAAAUUGAGGCAAUUUGACAAAAAUCCAUUGUGACAUCCUUUUUGUUCUAUACUGCUGCUCUUUCAGUAUUAAAGCUAUAAUUACACUCUUUGAUAAGUUAAAUAUUAAUAACAGUCACAUUAAGGUCAGUUCCUCCUUUGGAAGGAACUGGUCCUCCACAAGAUGGGACUAAUCGAAACAUUUAAGUGGAUAUCUUUUCCAUAAAGAAUGACAGAGUCUAUAAUUCUCCUCCAAAAGUGAGGGGAUACUACUUAAUGUUGGAACUUAGCAAAGUGGCAAGGUUUUGAUUGGGUACAGGUAACUAAGGGUCAGAGGGCAAAAGCAAAUUCAAAGCACAACUCACCAAACUGACUGGCCAAAGGGCAGGCCCCUUCCAGCUCCUCUUUCUGACUGUAUGGGGCUUUAUUUUUGUUAUACUUCAGAACCAUUUCUAUUGAAAGGUACAGUCUACUCAAAGUGUGAAUUUCUCAGCAUUUUGUACGUUGCUUGCAAUAAAGAUCGCCUUUUCUCUCCCCAGCUUGAAUAAUGCUGCAUUUCUCUACGACUCGAUGAUUUAUCAGCAGCUGAAUUAAAUGUGAAUGUGAUGUAUUUGUAGUUGUAUUAAAGUUAA